GGGACACGAGUUCGUUUUCCCGAGGUUUCGAUGAAACGUAAAUUUCGUAAGUUAUAAUUAAAUAGCAAAUUUGGCAUAUGGCACUACUCUCGUAAUAUGUUUGUGAUAAUAUAAUAAUAAAUUCUACAAUAUGAGAAUUACAAUUUUAAAACUUUAUAAAGAUUUAUUACGUUACGGUGAACAGUUAAGAUUUACGGAUAAAAAAUAUUAUCGAGAGAAAAUACGAGAAGAGUUUAGAGAAAAUAAAACUCUGACCGAAGCGGCAGAUAUCGACUUCCAAUUGAAGAAAGGAUUGAUGUUAUUGAAAAGUCGAAGAGUAAUGUAACCUAAAAGGUACAUUACGAAAAUUUAUCAAAAUAAGAUACGUUCAAAAUGAAUAUACACGUUAAUGCUUUAUUUUCACGCGUAGCAUCAAUUUUGAGUAAACGUUCAUUAUUUUAUGACGUAUUUCAAUGCAUCGAUAAAAAAAUACUUCUUUUUCAUAUACCUAGUUGUUGCAAGAAGGAUAAGGAAACGAAGCUUCACCAUGCGCAACGUACAAGUUUCUACAAUCAAGUACGUCUGAAAUCGUUUAAACGUUAUUUGGAUUAUUCGAAAGUACCGACUAUCGAUGAGAACGAACUUGAGGAAAGAUUUGUAAAAGGAAGCGGUCCAGGUGGUCAAGCAACUAACAAAACAAACAAUGCUGUAACUUUGAAACAUAAACCGACGGGGAUCGUCGUAAAAUGCCAUGAAACGAGAAGUUUAUGGAUUAAUCAGAAACGCGCGCGAGAGAUAAUGAUCACCAAACUGGACAAUUUAUUAAAUGGUGAUCAAUCGAUCGAAAGUCAAGAACGCGUGCUUGGUAAAAAGAUGUUAAUAAAGAAACGACAAAGGCAGAAGAAACUAUCAGAUUUAAAGAAGUCGUUUAAAGAACGCGAAGGACUCGUAUGAAUCGAUAAAGAAUCUCUAUCGUUGAUAUGUAGUAGACAAAAAUAAAGAAUAAAGUCUCAUUGACAUUGACGAAAUAA
Messenger RNA from Vespula pensylvanica (western yellowjacket), 1010 nucleotides. RefSeq names its product mitochondrial translation release factor in rescue. The transcript has 2 exons. The coding region runs from base 373 to 933 and encodes 186 amino acids. The record is from RefSeq and is a predicted model, not a curated record. NCBI's taxonomy places the organism in Eukaryota, Metazoa, Arthropoda, Insecta, Hymenoptera, Vespidae. Gene Ontology annotation, molecular function: translation release factor activity. Gene Ontology annotation, biological process: translational termination. Gene Ontology annotation, cellular component: mitochondrion.